Messenger RNA from Sabethes cyaneus, 1757 nucleotides. RefSeq names its product serine/threonine-protein kinase pelle-like. The transcript has 5 exons. The record is from RefSeq and is a predicted model, not a curated record. Lineage: Eukaryota; Metazoa; Arthropoda; Insecta; Diptera; Culicidae. Gene Ontology annotation, molecular function: protein binding; ATP binding; protein kinase activity. Gene Ontology annotation, biological process: signal transduction; protein phosphorylation. The coding region runs from base 57 to 1592 and encodes 511 amino acids.
AUGUUUUGGAAGUGCCUACACUCUGCAUCCACCGCUGACCUUGUACUGCAAAGCCUAUGGCCUCAACUGGCGAAUCUGCGAGCGGACAUGCCGUGCGGGCACCGCCGAUAACUACCGUGGCUUUCACUAGCAGUUUUGUGUUUAUCUAUGACAUUCCGUGGACGGAAAAGAAGCGGCUUGCGGACCUACUGGAUAAGGAUGCCAAGUGGGUCAGUUUGGCCCUUCGACAAAUGGGCUACGAAACGCAACAAGUGGAGGACAUUAGACGAUGCUGUGUUCGUUCGGGUAAAUCACCCUCUGAGCAGCUGCUUACCAAGUGGGGUAACAUGAACCACACUAUUACGGAACUGUUUGUCGUGUUGGCCAGGGAAAAUCAGUUCACAGCAAUGGAAAUCAUCAAACGAUUCAUUGAUCCAAAAUAUCACGUUUUAAUCAAGAAAGGGAAUGAAAACAGCACUCAAAAGCAAAUCAACGGUCCACCGGAUCAGCAGACCACGCCAGCAGUGUAUACUACGGACAGAAACGCAGAAAGCGCUCAACAGAGCAAAGAGUUUGUUCAACAACCGGUGGUCACUCCCAAAGACAUUCCUCCACCGAUUAUUCCACAAGCAGCAGCAGCAGCAGCGAUUGUGCCACCAGUUACUGCCCCCGGUCGGUCCCCAUCGGGCAACUUAGCUGCCAUCGUCGGCGGCCUACCGCAGUUCAGCUACGAGGAACUUCGUGAAGCUACCAACAACUGGAGUCCGAGUAACGAACUCGGCAAAGGCGGAUUCGGCAUUGUGUACAAGGGAUACUUCAAGCACACGUUUGUGGCUAUCAAGAAGAUCAAGGGAAUCAACACGGAAUCUGCCCGAACAGAGCUGCGGCAAAGCUUCAACGAACUGAAAUAUUUGAACUCAUGCCGGCAUGAAAACGUCGUUGCAUUAUUUGGAUGUAGCUUCGAGUUUGGCGAACCGUGCGUUGUGUAUCAGUACAUGCCGGGAGGUUCCUUGGAUAAUCGCCUGUUUCCGAAAAGCAGCGGAAUCACCCCACUAUCGAUCGGGGAUCGAGUCAAAAUAGCGAAAGGAAUAGCUAGAGGCCUCCAGUACCUGCACACCUUCGCACAGAAACCGGUCAUCCACGGGGACAUCAAACCGGGCAACAUCCUGCUGGACAACGCAAACGAACCGAAGAUCGGGGACUUCGGGUUGACCCGCGAGCUGGCGGUGAGCGAUUCUAGCAUGAAAGUUUCUCGCGUUUACGGAACGCGGCCGUACAUUCCGCCGGAGUUCAUCAGCCAGCGACAGCUCAGCACUAAGGUGGACAGUUUUAGCUAUGGGUUGGUGCUGUACGAAAUCAUCACCGGACAGCGGGUGUACGACGACAAACGACCAGCGCCUAAGCACUUGAAGGAUAUUGUGCUGCAGGCGGCACAAUCCGGGCGGGAUAUUCGGCAGCUGCUGGAUCGGUUCCUUUCGGUGGACGAUGUGCAAACACUCAAAAGUUGCACCGUACUGCUUAAGGCUGGGUUUUCCUGCACUGCCGACGAUCCGGACAAACGCUUCGAAAUGGUGGUAGUGUAUAAGUACCUGGUGGAGCAUUUAAGUGAAUAAUGGAAGGUAUGACUCGCAAAGUGUAAUAUUCUAUGUCGUAAGUAAUAUUAUUAUGUUGCUCCAUUCGGUGUAUUUUUGGAAGUUAUGUUUUUAGAAUACUUUUAAUGGAAAACUUGAAACAUCAAAAAAGAUGUACAGCCCUAGUUUUUUUUAGUAAGUUUGGCA